UUCACGGAAAUUUACAAAAAUUAUGUGAACAUACCCUAUGCUACGCGUGACACUCAACGUCGCUGCGAAGAAGGUUUCAAAGUUCUACAGCAAAGCACGCAGUGCAACUCGUUGCUCAAGAAGUAUCUUACCGAAGGGUUGCUGAAUGAGCUGAAAAGCCAGGGAACGAAAACUGGUGGCACUCUUCUUCACGUGAUUCGGUCAGGCGUGAAGAACUUGGACAGCAUUAUCGGCGUUUAUGCGCCGGACCCUCAGAGUUACAAAGUUUUUGCCAAACUAUUGGAUCCGAUUAUUCGCGACUUUCACAAGCUCGGUCCAGAUGCAAAGCAUCCCGGUUCAGAUUUUGCAGAAGGGAGUAUUGAUUAUUUCGAAAACCUGGACCCUCAUCAAAAAUAUAUUUUAUCCACAAGGAUUAGGUGCAUUCGCAAUAUUAAAGUAAUACAUCUUUUGAUGUUUAUUGCUUUUUAUUCUUGAAA
Molecule: messenger RNA, 476 nt
Organism: Soboliphyme baturini
Lineage: Eukaryota; Metazoa; Nematoda; Enoplea; Dioctophymatida; Soboliphymatidae
Source: the annotation of a GenBank genome assembly